Messenger RNA from Paramecium octaurelia, 425 nucleotides. The record is from the annotation of a GenBank genome assembly. NCBI's taxonomy places the organism in Eukaryota, Ciliophora, Oligohymenophorea, Peniculida, Parameciidae.
AUGUUAAAUACACCUUGGCUAUCAUAACAUUAUAUAUUGAUAUAUUGUUAAGGUAAUAAUUGUUUGGAGAGAGAUGUUUUGGCUGAACGUCUUAAUGAAUUAUCCAUGCUAGACCACAUUUGGACCAAAUAGCACAAAUUUGAACACAUUUAACAAGUAUGUAUCAUUACAUGACAUACAACUAGGAUGACUUGAAACAUGGAAAUAUAAAGAUUCCUCAAGAACUUGAAUUAAGAUCGAAUGCAUCCCCACUAGUUGAGCAAAAGUGAGUUCCAAAACUGGCUCAUUAGAUAGUAAGACAGAUGGUACAAUGAUGAGAAUCUCUGAACUUCAAGCAAAGCAAGACUGAGAAAAAAAAGCUGAAACAAAAUGUGUUAGACAAAGAAGUUCACGUUUAUAAUUGAUUACUAUAAGUAAAUGUGCCC